Messenger RNA from Ictalurus punctatus (channel catfish), 1303 nucleotides. Its product is annotated as transcription factor HES-5-like. Gene Ontology annotation, molecular function: RNA polymerase II cis-regulatory region sequence-specific DNA binding; DNA-binding transcription factor activity, RNA polymerase II-specific; protein dimerization activity. The record is from RefSeq and is a predicted model, not a curated record. Gene Ontology annotation, cellular component: nucleus. NCBI's taxonomy places the organism in Eukaryota, Metazoa, Chordata, Actinopteri, Siluriformes, Ictaluridae. Gene Ontology annotation, biological process: regulation of neurogenesis; regulation of transcription by RNA polymerase II; anterior/posterior pattern specification.
GAGAGCUAACAGAAGAAACACAGUCAUGGCUCCUACAAUCACUGCAUCAGUGAUCAACUCCAACCACCUUCUUCCACUUACUAAUAAGCUGAGAGAGCCAAUAGUGGAGAAGAUGCAUAGAGAACUCAUCAACAGCAGCAUUUAGAAGCUCAAGUUUCUGCUGGGUGGAGAACUCCAGGAGAAAGCCGACAUCCUGGAGAUGACAGUUUAUUUCCUGAGACAGCAGCAGCAGUCACACAAGAAGUCGAGCUGCUCCACUGAAGCUGAUGAAGGCUACAGCAGGUGUGUGCAGGAGGCCAUCAACUUCCUGUCUCAGUGUCAAGUACACACUCAGUCCCAGAGAAGAGUGCUGAGCCACUUCUUGACCAUGCAGCCUUCCAUGGAGAAGAGCAGAAGUGUCGUUCCUCAGCUCAGCUCUCCAUCCUGCCAGAUCUGCAGCAAAGAGGAGACUCCAGGCUGCAGUGACGUCUGGAGACCCUGGUAGAGCCGCACGAACACUUUACCAUCAGGAAACCAACUUACAAAUGCCACAUUGACAUUAAUGACAAUUUCCUAAGUGUUUCAGAACAUUUUUGUCCAAGUUUUCAUGGACAGAUUAUGAGAAGUUGCUUUCAUAUUGGAAUCAUGUGUAACCCUUCUUAUAUACCUGAAGUCCUGCUGCUUAUUUCAAAGAUGUUUUAAACUUUUAUGUUUUUGCAGUUUUUCAUGUGCAAAAUAAGACAGGUUGCUUUCAUUUUGGGGACGCAUAUGAAAUUAUUUCUAAUACUGAGUUGCUGAGUUGCUAGAAGCUAUCCUCUGUUCUUGGUGUGCAAGAAGAAUUAUUACACUCAUUGAGACUUGAGUGCAUUAACAAAACCCAUAUUGGGUAUAAACUCUCUGCAUUUGCAGAAUGUUGGAAUUUUCAUUUUAUAUGACCUCUCUUACUGUGUAAGAAAAUAUUUUCUAUUUGAAAUACAAGUUAAAGGUUUUUGUUCCAAUGUUUAUUCUUCAUCACUAGUCUAGAUUCUUGUGAGAAAAAAUAUUUGUGACAUUUCCUAAUCUACUAAAUCCAACUCCAGUGGAAUAAGAUACUGUACUGCUGUAGUAGAUAAACAUUUUUUAAAAACCUAAUGCUCUCUGUUGUUUUGAAGGGAGAAAAAAAGAGUUAUUUGGGCUUUUAUUAGAAGCUACAUUUGCUUUGUGCACUCUUUAAUGAGUUAAUUGUACUUUUCAAAAUCUUCAGACUGGAAAUGACUUUGCCUUCAGUGAUGGUCAUGAAUGUUAUGUUACUUCAUUGUGAGUACACAAACAGAUACUGAAAAUA